Molecule: messenger RNA, 279 nt
Organism: Ceraceosorus bombacis
Lineage: Eukaryota; Fungi; Basidiomycota; Exobasidiomycetes; Ceraceosorales; Ceraceosoraceae
Source: the annotation of a GenBank genome assembly
AUGCCAUCCAUGCCUGCAGGCUGGACGUGCGUCGGUCGUUCCCGCGCCAAGGCCGCUUGCAUGCCAAGUGCGUUUGCGUUUGCAGAUGGAGACGUUGCUCUGACUCUCUCUCGCACACGCAUGGAUCAGCGCAGACACGCAUCGAUUGUUGCUGCCCCGCCGUGGUCAAGCAACGCGCUCAAGGAGGGCAGAGUCAGAUUGAAGCAGUUAGCAUGGCGUAGUCCUACCUUAUCCACCCAAGAUCGAGGUCCCUUGCUGGGAAUGGUUCUCAGAAUGUGA